Drechmeria coniospora is the source of this 1626-nucleotide messenger RNA. RefSeq lists its product as uncharacterized. The record is from RefSeq and is a predicted model, not a curated record. The transcript has a single exon. Bases 1 to 1626 code for a protein of 541 amino acids. NCBI's taxonomy places the organism in Eukaryota, Fungi, Ascomycota, Sordariomycetes, Hypocreales, Ophiocordycipitaceae.
AUGGAGCCGAAUCGUGCCCGGCGACGUGUCAGGCGCAUCGUAUCUACCGAGAAGCCGACGACAGGAAGGAAAGGAAACUCAAUCUCGGCGGUCCUCGCAAAGCAAGAACCUGCUCGCAGGUCAGACCUCCCGCCUUGGGACCGAGUCGUUGAUGUUGUCUACCAUAGGCAAAGCCACAGCGACGAACGGCGCCGGAGCACGAGCGAGAGGGAAUUUGAACAGUACCUCGACAGUUUCAAUUGUGGCCGCGCCAAAAGUAACCGGAAGCUCCGGUCGAAUAAGCUUGCUCGACUGCCGGUAAGGGCUAGAUUCCGUAUCUGUCAAUAUCUUGUUGCCACUCCGCGAGAUGGCCAUUCAGACAAGCCAGUCAGCUUGAACCGGCAUUCGCACAACAGAGACUGCUGGGAAGCAUCCGAAUUUACACCUUUAAACGAAAUCCUCUGUCAUAUGGGGCCUUUUCUGGGCAUAUCGAAAGCGUUCUCUGCGGAUAUCCUCGUCACGCUCCUCACGACACGCACCUUUCACGUCACCCUGUCGCCCUUUGUCGGACCCCGUUUAAGCCCCCUGGCUACGAGCUGGCUCAACAAAUACGGUCCUUAUAUGCAGAGCCUGAUCUUGGAAGUCGACCUGACGCGGCUCGGGUUGGGACCUCUUCAUUCCGAGCGGUUACGACCAGGUUUGCGCAAUCUCGAAACGCUACUACACGAUUUCAGCAUGUCGCAGUUGCGGAGGGACAAGGCCUUGCCGCUCAAAAGCUUUGUUCUGUUAUGUCGGCGGUUCAAGACGGACAACGGAGACGGCGAAUCAACCGGACGCUAUCAGUCGGGCAUCAACAUCAAGGGAUACUUUCCGACAAGUCAGGCUCACCGAGGUGAUGAUUCGAUUAUCGCCACCGAUUGGGAAGUCGUCAGAGCCGCGAAAGAAUCGUCCAAAUUCGACAACGGCAGCAUCGGUAGUGGUGAUAGCUUCCAGCACGCCUCGCCGACGACAACCAUAAGUUCCUCAGUUGCCUCUUCUUCGUCUGAUGAACGAACGCAGCCACAUCAACGUCAGGAUGCAUUUCGCAUCUUCAACCACCUCGCUCGAUUACGCUCCCGCAUCGACGCAUUACGCAUCUGUGGUUUCACAGAGCCAGUCACUCACCAGAUCCUCGAAAUACUUAUACCGCAUUUUCGCAGUAUGCCCGUCCAGGAGCACGGGUACCGCAUUGCACCAUCGACAGUAUGGCCUUUGCUACCACAACAAACGGCGUACGUAGAUGGAGGGCCCGGCCUUGGUGUUGUCCUGAUGAGUGCCGGGAACGAUACAUCUCAACAUCCGCACUGCAUGCGCAGGGGCCCGUUUCUGCCGCCACCUCCAGUGGUAUAUACCGUUGUGGAAACGCACCAGCAUGCAGUGGCGGAUCGUGACGAUGCACACAGAGGCGCAUGUAUGGACGAGAGGAUGCACAGAGAGCCUAAGUGCCCCCCAGUCGUUGACGAACAGCUUCUAACGAUCACAUCAGCUCGGAGAGGAAUGAAGAAGGGAAGAAAUCAGCGGUUGUGGAUGAGCAAGCACGAAAAAGACCGGGUAAGGGAGGGUGCCCAGGUGCAGGCCAUCGCGUGUGCGAUGACCAAUACAUUGUAA